CAUUUAUAAUGCAUCUAAUUCAUUUGAGCACACAUAUCAAAAUGGCACAAGUUGGUUCUAUGUUGGUUUUACUAACUUAUGGAGCGUCUGUGUUGGGAGUAUCGAGUCUUUUAAAUAAACCAGAACCUGCGUAUUUUUUAUCCCCAACGGGUCCACUUUAUACGCAUAUGCAAACAUCUACGUCAUCAUCGACGGUUCAAAGGACUGUUCCAAACAAUGCACUGACCAAUGAUGCCACGCUGUUGCACCAGAUCCUUACCCAGGAAACCACGCUUAGAAUUGAGCUCGAGAGAAAAGUAACAGGAAUAUUGAAAGAACUUGAACAGGUAGAGAAAACUCAAGUUGAAGCAAAGACAGAACAAGAGAGUUUGAAAAACGACAUAACAUUGUUACGGAAAGAAAAUAAACAACUGAAGGACGAUUUAGAUAUUAUGAAAAGACAACUGGGAAACAAUAGUCUUUCAAGUUCAGAACCGGCUACUUGUUCAUGCGAUUUUUCAAACAUCACAAAGGAACUUCAGAAUUUCAAGAGGGAAAUAAGAUAUACAUCACUAACAUUUCUUGACCUUCAAACAGACGUUACAAACGUACAAUCUGCUAUAAAGAACUUGUCAACCUCUAUAGAAUGGGAGAAAACUAACCAAGCAUCUAUCAAUACUGAUAUUUUUGUUCAUCAAAAGAACAUUUCAAAUGUAAUCAAAGACAGAGUCGAUGAAGAAAUUCUGAAUUUGACAACAAGGUUCUUUAGCCUGGAGACACAAAUGACAAUGUUUGAUACAUCUGUCAGAAAUCUGGAACAGUUUCUUCCUAGAGUGAGAACCUUUAUGAACGACACUCGAGAUCUGCAACAGAUAUUACUCAGAAUUCAGCACGAGCAAGUCAAAAUAUUAGCAGAGUUACCAGGUUUGGCAAACGAUUCAGAUAAUUUCAUAAUCGGAAUUAAAAUCAUUAUAUAA
Messenger RNA from Magallana angulata, 956 nucleotides. RefSeq lists its product as uncharacterized. Lineage: Eukaryota; Metazoa; Mollusca; Bivalvia; Ostreida; Ostreidae. The transcript is spliced from 3 exons. The record is from RefSeq and is a predicted model, not a curated record. The coding region runs from base 9 to 956 and encodes 315 amino acids.